Messenger RNA from Symbiodinium necroappetens, 1074 nucleotides. The record is from the annotation of a GenBank genome assembly. Lineage: Eukaryota; Dinophyceae; Suessiales; Symbiodiniaceae.
GACGGCGUCUUUGAGGUCAAGGCCACUGCUGGGGACACCCACCUCGGCGGCGAGGACUUUAGCAAUCGCCUUCUGGAGCACUGCAUCAAGGAGUUCGAAAAGAAGAACCGCGGAAAGGAGGUCCGCAAGAAUCAACGGGCCCUUCGGCGACUUCAAGCCGAGUGUGAUGCAGCCAAGAGGACGCUCUCCUCGUCCACGCAGGCAUCCAUCGAGGUGGAUUCCCUCCUGGACGGGCUAGACUUCUCCCUGGCAGUGAGCCGGGCGAAGUUCGAGGAGCUGAACCAAGACCUGUUCAAGCGGUCGAUGGAUUCGGUGGAGAAGGUGAUCAGCGAUGCGAAAGUCGAUCGGAAAGCGAUUGACGAGGUAGUGCUGAUCGGGGGCUCCACCAGGAUACCGUACGUCCAGAAGCUCAUCGAGGAAUACUUCAGGAAAGAGCCGUGCCGUUCGAUCAACGCGGACGAGGCGGUCGCGUACGGUGCUGCCGUGCAAGCAGCGGUUCUGAGCGGCGUCAAGGGGAAAGAUUCUCCGCUGAAAGACCUCGUGCUUUUGGAUGUGACGCCUCUUUCCCUGGGCCUCGAAACUGCGGGUGGAGUGAUGACAAGGCUCAUUGAGAGGAACUCCACCAUACCCACCAACAAGAAGCAGGUCUUUUCUACCUACUCCGACAACCAGACUGCCGUGACCAUCCAGGUCUAUGAAGGCGAGCGCUCCAUGACAAGGGACAACCGGCUGCUCGGCUCCUUCAACCUGGACAGCAUCCCUCCAGCACCCCGUGGCGUUCCUCAGAUCGAGGUCGCUUUUGACUUGGACUCCAAUGGGAUCCUCAACGUGUCUGCAGCAGACAAGACGACUGGAAAGUCGAAUAAGAUCACCAUCACGAAUGAGAAAGGACGCCUCUCCAAAGACGAGAUCGAGCGCAUGGUGAAGGAAGCCGAGAAGUACCGAAGCGAGGACGAAGCCAUUCGGAAGUCCGUGGAGGCCCGCAACGAGCUGGAGAGAUACGCCUAUUCCGUCUCAGGAUCCCUCGACCGGGAUGACCUGAAAGACAAGUUCACGGAGGAAGAUCGGAGCAAG